CUUUUAUAUCACAGAGCUUUUGAACUGCCCCCAACAGUGAAUAAAAAGAGGGGUAAGGCCUAUAGGUGAGAAAGGAGAGUCAGGAGCUUCUCUUUCCUGCACAACCUGAACUGAUUCUUUGGACCCGGUAAAAUACAUAACUUUCCUGCGGCUCUUUUUGGUGUUGAAGGAUAUUGACUACAAAUAGCAGGAUUCUUGCAGUCUUUGUACUUAAGGAAAUGUCAGAAAAGAUGUGCAGCAGCAGCAACAGUGUUGUUCAAACACAAAAACUGGUGGAUCAACUUCGAGUGGAGGCAAGCAUGGAGAGAAUCAAGAUCUCCCUGACAGCAGCAGAUUUGGUCCGGUACUGUCAGGACCACAGGCGCAGCGACCCUCUGCUCACCGGCAUCGCCGCCUCGUCCAAUCCGUUCAAAGACAAGAAGACCUGUGUGCUUCUCUGACAGUCCUGGGUAGAGAUGACCAGCUGCCAUAUGGACAACUACUGUCUGAGAGUGCAACCACAGACUUUCUCCAGUCAAAUGUGGACAAUACAAACCAUUUAGUAUUUUUUUACAUCUAGGCUAAUUUUUCCCUUAA
Messenger RNA from Micropterus dolomieu (smallmouth bass), 576 nucleotides. RefSeq names its product guanine nucleotide-binding protein G(I)/G(S)/G(O) subunit gamma-7-like. NCBI's taxonomy places the organism in Eukaryota, Metazoa, Chordata, Actinopteri, Centrarchiformes, Centrarchidae. Bases 219 to 440 code for a protein of 73 amino acids. Gene Ontology annotation, cellular component: heterotrimeric G-protein complex. Gene Ontology annotation, molecular function: G-protein beta-subunit binding. The transcript is spliced from 2 exons. Gene Ontology annotation, biological process: G protein-coupled receptor signaling pathway. The record is from RefSeq and is a predicted model, not a curated record.